Scophthalmus maximus (turbot) is the source of this 5502-nucleotide messenger RNA. It is a transcript of the gene adarb2, whose product is annotated as adenosine deaminase RNA specific B2 (inactive). NCBI's taxonomy places the organism in Eukaryota, Metazoa, Chordata, Actinopteri, Pleuronectiformes, Scophthalmidae. The transcript is spliced from 10 exons. Gene Ontology annotation, biological process: RNA processing; adenosine to inosine editing. The record is from RefSeq and is a predicted model, not a curated record. Gene Ontology annotation, molecular function: tRNA-specific adenosine deaminase activity; double-stranded RNA binding; double-stranded RNA adenosine deaminase activity. Bases 1364 to 3541 code for a protein of 725 amino acids. Gene Ontology annotation, cellular component: cytoplasm; nucleolus.
ACAAUUGUGUUUCUGUGUUUCACAUCUCAUGCUGUUUCCAGCCCACUGUCAUAAACCAGUAAGGUGAUAUUUGGGUAACUACAGGCUGUGAGGUGGAGCACCAGAUUCCACCAGAGCGCCCGGAGUCAGCAAAGGGGAGGGACGUCAUGAUGUGUCAGCUGGCAUCACAUCAUGUUUGGCUCGCAGCGAGGCAAGGGUCUCCGGCCAAAUCAGUUCAUAUAAUAGACAGGAUGAAACACAGCAACCUCAGUCAGAUGCAGUCGUCUCUACGCUUGGACACAAUGGGGGCUGCAUGUUGGCCUGAUGUUUUCAUGUUUGUCUGCGUGAGCACGCCAAAAAUGUCCCCCAGAUUGUACUAAAGUACGGGAAAAAAAACUAAAUGCUCGCAGGAUCAAGCUAUGAAAAUCAACUUGGAGUGAUUUUUAGACGUUCUGCAGAUAUGUGAUCUUUUGCUGUCCCGGCUCAGAAACAGAGUCCAGUCGGAGGUGAAACUUGUCCCUUGGGACCAACGGUCAACUGAAAUGGGGUUUAACAGGAAGAGAAAAAGAGUGGCGACCAAUGAAAUGCAAAGGUGCAUUGUUCCCCCCAUGUGAGAGAAUAUAAGCACAACCUAGAGAGUCUUUUAGGGGCCGAAAUAAGGGAAACACCGAAAAACAAAGUAAGGAUUACACUUAAACUGUAUUCCAGAAAAAAAAUCGAAUAAAACUUCACUGUAACCACAUUUUAUUUGCAGAAUUAUUUAGUAUCCAACUAUAGCCCAGCCUGUCGCUAUGUGAUGUGAUAAUAAAAGUUUAAAAGAUACAAUCCAUAAAAUAAAUAAGUAGCCUGACUAUUAAAACUGAACCUUGCUUUCACGUUCAGACUCAAAUCGAUAUUGGUCACUCACUGCUAAUGUAGCCCCACAUAUUCAUCCAUCUAUCUAUUCAUCACGUCAUCUACAGUCGAGCAAGCGAUGUCAGUGCAGUGCGUGCGCAUUCAUUGACUCCGGCCAGCAGGGGGCGCUGUUUUCUGCCUGACCUGUUGAGGCUCGGUGGAGUGGUCUGGCAAUUAAUGUCCAAAACUCCAACAACCUGUUGGAUGCGUCGAUAGACAGCUGACAAGUUGAACACAACGUUGUUUUUUUCAUCCCCUCAUCACAGACGAGCUGGUGUUAUGUGACCGCAUUGUUGUUGUUUUUUUUUAAGCACGUUUCCGCUGCCAACAACCAACCAGCUACGGAAUAUGGCGGGGCACCCGGCGGCACCCGGGGGCACCCGGGGGCACGGACACGGACACGACACCGUGCGGCUGCGGACUGUUCCAGGAUGUUUUUCGGCGCGGAGACGCACCGGAGGGCGGUGUCUCAUGAGCAGAGAAAGUCAGUAUGCUGUCAGCAUUGAUCGCUCCCUUCAAGUACAUAAGCCCCGGGACCAGCAGCACAGAGGACGAGGACAGUUUAAGUACCAGCAGUGCAGAGGUAAAGGAAAACCGCAACAUUGGUAACUUAGAGGAUCGCACCAUCGGAUCUGCGGAGUGCCAGUCGCUCUUCUGUUCCGACUCUGCAAGAGGCGGAAACUCUGGUCUAAAGAGGAAACGACCGCUGGAGGAAGACAACAACGGGCACUUGUGUCACCUCCGCCUGAUCUAUAAGAAACUGUCCUGGUCUGAGGCUCCAAAAAAUGCGUUGGUGCAGCUGAACGAGCUCCGGCCGGGCCUCCAAUACAGCAUGGUGUCCCAGACGGGCCCGGUGCACGCUCCCGUCUUCUCCAUCGCUGUGGAGGUGAACGGGCUGACGUUCGAGGGCACAGGGCCCACAAAGAAGAAAGCUAAGAUGAGAGCUGCUGAGUUGGCUCUCAAGUCCUUUGUCCAGUUCCCCAACGCUCCUCAGGCCCAUCUAGCCAUGGGAAACAUCUCCAACCCUUCGGCCGAUUUCACCUCAGACCAGGCGGACUUUCCUGACACGCUCUUCAAGGAAUUCGAGUCUUCGUCGUGCGCUAACGGCCUCUCACUCUGCAACUCAGCAGCUGAGAGCGAGCUACUAUCGAGCGAGCUGCUGAGACAUGGACGUUUGCUUUGCCACACCUUGGACCUGAUGGUGCAGGCACAGCAGAGACUGGGUGGUAUUGUUCCAGAGGCCGAGGCCCCCAAGAGCCCCGUGGCGUUGUUAAAUGAGCUCCGGCCGGGCCUUCGAUACGCCUGCCUUUCGGAGCGAGCUGAGGGCCGACGGCUGCAUAGCUUUGUGAUGGCGGUGCGCGUGGACGGGCGCGUGUUUGAGGGCUGCGGUCGCAGCAAGAAGCUGGCCAAGACCCAGGCGGCCCAGUGUGCUCUUCAGGCCCUCUUCAACAUCAGGACGGCCCCUGAGGGGAGCACAGGACUCAAAGCCAGCAGGAAGAGUUGUGCUCAUUUACCCCAGGACUUUGCCGAUUCAAUAUUCCACUUGGUGAGGGAGAAGUACCGGUCGCUGGUGGGCGGCUGCAGUCCUGCGCACGCUCGACACAAAUCCCUGGCAGGCAUCGUAAUGACCCAAGCAGGGCUGGACCUGAGGCACGCCCAGGUGGUGGCCUUAUCCACGGGCACCAAGUGUAUCAACGGGGAGUAUCUGAGCGACCAAGGGCAGGUGGUCAACGACUGUCACGCCGAAGUCACGGCCCGCAGAGCCCUGCUGCGCUUCCUCUACUCACAACUCGAACUCUUCUUAAGUAAAAGGCCGGAGGACUGGGAGGAGUCGAUAUUCGUGCGGCACAAGGAGUGUGGCUACAGGUUGAGAGACGACGUCCAUUUCCACAUGUACAUCAGCACCUCACCGUGUGGCGACGGGCGACUCAACUCACCCUACGAAAUUACCUCUGACCUACACAGCAGCAGACACCUCAUGAGGAAGCACCGCAACCACCUGCGGACCAAAAUCGAGUCAGGCGAGGGGACGGUGCCGGUGCGAUGUCGGGGGCCGGUCCAGACAUGGGACGGCGUCCUACAGGGCGAGCAGCUAAUCACGAUGUCCUGCACCGACAAGAUCACCAGAUGGAACAUCCUGGGCCUGCAGGGGGCGUUGCUGAGUCACUUUGUGGAGCCAGUGUACCUGCGCAGCGUGACCGUCGGCAGCCUGCGGCACACGGGCCAUCUGGGCCGGGUUCUGAACCAGCGGCAGGAGCGCCUCGGCCCCCUGCCCGCCACAUACAGACGCAGCCAGCCCUUGCUCAGCGGCCUGAGCAGUGCCGAGUACCAACAGCCGGGGAAGGCCUCGUGUGUGAGCGUCAACUGGACGCUCGGCGACGCACAGCUGGAGGUGGUCAGCACCGGCACGGGGCGGAGGCGGGACUCGGGGACUCCCUCGCGGCUCUGCAAGCACGCCCUGUUCACCCGCUGGAGCAGACUUCACCGCAAGUUGGGGAUCCACAUGUCCGUCUCGGCGGACGGCCAGCUCCUGUACUGCGAGGCCAAGAUGGCGGCGCGUCCCUACCAGACAGUGAAGCAGCAGUGGUUCAGAUCCCUGCAGGAAACGGGCCUCGGCACCUGGGUGAAGAAACCGCCCGAGCAGGAACAGUUCCUGCUGUCGGUCUGAGGAAGAGCGUGUGUGUGAGUGAGUGAGUGAGUGUGUAUGUGAGAGUUUAUGAGAGGAAGUGUUUGUUUAACCUAUAUCUUUUUUAGAGUAAGAUGAAUGUGCGUUCUUCACCAACAUCCUCUUUCACAUUUUCAUACCUGGAAGUUUCCCAGCACCGCCUCUGAACUCGAGGCUCGUCCCCUCCGUCACUAAACAGGGAUGUGUUUAAACCCACAAACACACACGUUUAGGCAAACACACCCCUAAACUCCUCCCUUUGGUUGUCAGCGAAGGCUGGGGUAACCUUGAGCAGAAUGAAAGACAGCCGCUAUCUUGUCAUCAGCUAUUUCCGGGCCCCAAGGCUCCUGCUGAGGAGCGGAGCCACGGGGGAGAGAGGGGGAGAGAGGGGGGGGGGAGAGAGAGAGAGAGAGGUCCACGUCCAAUUACCGGCCCUGUCAGGGUGACGGCUGAUAGAGGAAGAGAGAGAGAGAGAGAAUAAGAGGAGAACAGACCUUUUUGCUUCAGACCUGCCCCCAUCACCUUCCCCUCUCUUAUUGCUAUCUUUCUCCCCCCUUUAACUCCCAGCUUCCCCCUCCUUUCGUCUCCUUCUCUCCCUCCUUUGCCCUCGUUUCCGUUUUCUUCCUCCGUCUAUUUUUCCUCGCCUCCUCUUUGUCACUCUCUCCUCUUUGCUUGCCCCCGCUCCCCUCCCCCCGACGUUCAAGCGGCGGAUUUCAAACAUGACACGACGACAGGUUAAUAAACCCUCUUUUUUUCUCCCCUUCCCACUCUCACCCCACUGGGUAGUGAGGAGGAAAGAGAAACGUGGCCAGGUACAAAAGCUCAGCCAUCGCCGCUUGCCUGAGUACGAGUGGAGGAGGUGGGGGUAGUCUCUGUUUAUUUCUAUCCCCUCUGUCUUUUGACCUCUCUUCUGACUUCUCCGAGCACCUGAAUCACCAAUAAGAGCAAGUUUGAGCUGUGACUCAUUGGCGAGGUCUCGUUGACCUCAUCGACUCCGGCCCCCCUUUUCUGUGUCAUGACCAUCCGAACAGAUAAAGAGUCAAGAUGGCGAACGAUUUUAUGCUCGACUCCCUGUCGGCACCGAGGUCUACGUGAGGGAGUUUUAUUUUUAGACCUGGAUUUCAACAUGUAGGAGAUUUUACAAUUAACGCUCGCGACGCGACUAUGACCCUUGACCACCUCCAUGUAAAUUUGUACCACGCACUAUUUUUGUCUUCACAUAUUUCAUGAUGUAAACGUGCACAUGUACCUGUGUGCGUUUGAGUGUUUGAAUGCAACUACAUGUUCAUAUUCAUUAUGAUCACACCAGUGUUGUUCUGUCAAUGUCACAAUUGAAUCUGAAUAGAAUCUGCCACCAGCACCAGUUAGUCUAAACAGUGAGAGUGACAUCUAGUGGUGCUCUGCUGCUGUGGUUUUCCAUUCCGGCUCCGCCUCUGGGAAGUUUCAUGAGCUCCUACACUACAUGGAAGAUGUUUUACUUUUUGUGUCUUGAAAAUGUGAAAUGAUAAAGACACUUACCCAGUAUCCUGUGUGAUGGGAACCACUGACCUGCUGCUUUCCCACAGUGGCAACGAUCAGAUCCGUGUGUAAAUCACAACCGCGUUUGUCUCUCAUCAUCCUGCAAAUCCAUAACUUCAGACAUUACAAUGUUCGUCAACAUGCAGUUACACCGUGUCUCCUAAAGGCUGAUGUAGCCAUGACAACAUAUUUACAGAUUUAUUUUGAGAGACAUAGAAUAUAAGGCAUGUCUGAAUGGCAAUAUUGUAUCUAUGAGUGUACAUAUGUAAAAUGUAUAAAAAGAUGUCGACAAAGAAGUGAAAGAGAUCAUGAAAUGUCUAAUUAUGAUGUAAAUUAAAGUAUAUGAAGAAUUGCUGCUAAGGUCUGUAAAUUGCACUUCAGUAACACAUAAAUUGUGAAUGUUUGUACUGUAUAUGUGAAUAAAACCACAAAAUCUUGUAAUUUUA